AUGACAGCAACAAAAGUUCUCAAAGAUCUUUCGAUAAUCUUGGAAUUAACAAUAUUGCCCAAUAGUAACCCUGUCUCUUACAACUUUCAAGUUAAAAAGGGACAAAUGCUACUAGAUAUUGUUAGGAAUUUUAUGAUGGAGCAUAAUAUUCCCUGCUAUUUGGAAAUCUCGGUAAUGUCAACUAUCGAAUCAUUGAUGCGAGAGAGUUGGCGUCGGGAUAUGGAGAUGGACUCGAAAAUUCCUGAUGAAGCGGAGGCAAAAAGAAUCCGAUCAGAGCUCGUGGCAAAAUAUCAGAAACAUACAACUCGUUUUAAUGAUUCCCCUUCGGAGGAUGUCUUUCCCAAGGCUUAUCAUACACUGGUACAUUCUCCGGUGCCAUCUAUUUUUGACGCUUUGUUGCAAUUUGAGCAAAAUUGUAAGCAAGCCAUCAAAGAAUUUACAGAUAAAAGGGAUACUCAUUUGGGAAUCAUGGGUGAAAGACAUCAAAAAGAAGUCACCGAGAAUGGAGAAAAUAAUUAUCACCAAUUAAUCGAGGAUGUCGAAUUGAGUCAAGCAACAUGGCAGAGUCAACUAGAGGAACUUCAGAGAAGGCAAAAACGCGAAUAUUGUAACUUUGUUCUGAAACUCUAUGAAGCGCAUCAGCAGUGGAUGUCAGAGCAAACAGCUGGUGUGGAUUCUGCAGGGUUAUAUAAAUUGGAUGGAAAAGAGAUUGUCUCGAAGGUAAUUAAUGAAAUGAGAGAGCAAGAAAAGGGGCUUUCAAGAGAGCUUCUUCGACUUGGUCAAGAGAAUACUGCUCGGAGUCGCCCAGGAAGCAUAAGUUCGAUGGCAGAUAUCAUUCAUUCCCCUAUUAUGUCACCAACUACAUCUAUGUUUGCUAGUCCUACGGAAGAAAAGAAACCAAUGUUUUUUGCGGAAGACGUCGUCGCAAAGAUACGAGAAUUAGGUUUCAGCAAUGAACAGGCUAAAAUGGCUCUUGAAAUGACUAACCAUAAUAUGGUUCAAGCGAUAAACCUUCUGAUAGAAUCUGGAGAAAGGGUAGAUUUACAAAUAGCCAAUGCACAAAAUAUGAUGACACGCCGUCCUUCAAUACCAGUUGUGACACCACCUCCUACACACAGGCGCUCAAAAUCUCAUAGUAGGCCUCUCGCGUUAACCGUGCUUACAAAACAAGAAAAGAAGAAUGGGUGGUCGCCGAUGUCAUUCUUACAACAACAAAAACAGAAUAUGUUGGCUUCACAGAAUAAUAAUUCAUCCGUAAGAAAGAUAAGCGGAUGGCUUGGAAAGGCGAUGAAUCUGGGAAGCGAAGAAGGAAACGGUCAUGGAUCAUUACAGUUGGAUGAUCCUCAGCUUGUGGAAUCCUUCACCAUCUCGCUAGGCAAUCAAGUCAAAUCCACUCACAACUUGCGUUUACUGGCGUCUGACAUGGAUGAUCUGUUAAAAACAUCAAACGAUCUUGCGCGAGAUAUGGCUUAUAGGGCACAGACUGCGGCAAAUUUGUAUUCACAAAAUUUGACAGCAAUUGUCUUGUUGUUGACGCCUAGAGAUUGGCCGAAUUACAAGUUAGGGAAAAGUGCAAACAAAGCGUUUUUUGAAUGUUGUAAGGAAUCCACGGAAUUUCACUUUGAUAAUGUGGACUUACAAUUUGAAGCGAUUGAGAAAGAUUAUAUGGUUGAUGGAGAAAUAACUCCGGUGCAAGAAGGCGAUUUCUUUAUCACAAGACAUUCUAAUUUACCAUUGGUUCAUGUGGUAUUCCAUCUGGUGAUAGAUUUUGAAUCGAUUCAAAAAUCAGAGUUAACGCAGCGUUCAAAGGUGAUUGCCGGGCUACGAAACAUCUUGCGCACAGUGACGCGUUUCGACAUUACAAGUAUUUCGCUUCCAUUUCUUUUACUUCCGUCAAACGUGGAUUGCUUUUCGGAUCCAACAAUCAACGAGAAUCUCUUGUAUCGAAGAGGUGAGCUUGUACUUAAAUGUACAAAAGGAUUUAUGAUUGAAAAUUCCAGAUUACCUAAACGCAUGGCCGAAAAGGAGCAAGAAACGAAAACUGUGUCAUUUUUAUUACCAAAAAGUGCGACAGAACAACAAUUCAAUAAUCUCAGAUUAUUAUUAACCGGAAUAUUUAGAGCGAGUUAG
Messenger RNA from Acaulospora morrowiae, 2130 nucleotides. The record is from the annotation of a GenBank genome assembly. Lineage: Eukaryota; Fungi; Glomeromycota; Glomeromycetes; Diversisporales; Acaulosporaceae.